CGGAAGACCACACACAGACAACAGUGCGUUGCUAGGCCGUGGCACGGAGAGAUCACCGCCUUGUUUCAAAAUUGCCUCGAUGGCUUUGGCUCGGGCCUCUGUCGCUCUCCGAGGCGUCCGCCGGCCUGUGGCGGCAUCGGCCUCGCAGUCGUGUGUGGGGUGGUCAGACGGCGGCAGGCGACACUACAACAAGCCGUUCAAGUCGUACUGGGAGUACAAGCCCAUGGACAAUAGGCCUUUGGAAACGGUAGGCUCGAGGAGUGAUGGACACCUCACACACGCAGCCCGAUGGAUGCUCUCUGUGUGUUUGUCAAUUGCCGUCCCGUGUGCUGUGUGUUGCUCAGUGGGAGGAGGUUGAGAUGAAUCGUCCGAGGAAUCCUUCGGUCAACGAGGGCUACGCGCGGCCGACCAAGGCGCCCACGCAGUUUGAGCUCACUCGCGAACAGUUCCACCAAUUCAUGAGGGGUACGUCGGCGGAUGGGUAGCGGCGGUCAUGGCUCACCGUGUGCGUUGUGUGUGUGUGUGUGUGUGCAGGUACGCCCAAGGCGUUCAGUCCUCGUCUGAAGGGGAAUCUGACGGCGAUCGGUUUGGUCAUGUUUAUGGCUUUUGAGAUGGCCUUCACCUUUUACCAAAUGCGGCCCGACGACUUCGAGUGGGUCGAAGACGAACGGUGCGCACACCAGCUCACCUCCACACAUACAUGGAUGGAUGGAUCGAUGGAUGGAUGGACGCCAUCGUGUAUGUGUGUGCAGGAAGCGCCUCGAGGCCGCCCGCAAGAAGCUCGACCGCAUUCUUGCGGAGCAGGCCAAGCAGCAGGCCGAGGCGAAAGCCGAACUGGAGAGCUCUGACGCGCCGCGGCUGCCGCUACGGGCGGCAGGUGACGACUGACGAACUGCCGGGAGGGGGGGGGUGUUUCGACAAGUGGCUGGCGGCGAGUGGGGUCGGGUUUUGCGAUUGAGUGUGCCUCUUGGACGGACGGAUGGGUGCACGGACGCCGAUUUGAAGCGUCAUUUAUGUGUGUGCGCGUAGUAGCGAUGCAGUCAGUGCUGCAUCUGAUGUGGCCGACGUGACCGUAUUCGAUUACCUCCAAAUGACUUGAGCAUUCAUUCACUCAUGAACAGUCAGCUAGUCUGC
Vitrella brassicaformis is the source of this 1134-nucleotide messenger RNA. The record is from the annotation of a GenBank genome assembly. NCBI's taxonomy places the organism in Eukaryota, Vitrellaceae.